Messenger RNA from Staurois parvus, 485 nucleotides. The record is from the annotation of a GenBank genome assembly. NCBI's taxonomy places the organism in Eukaryota, Metazoa, Chordata, Amphibia, Anura, Ranidae.
AUGGGCCCCUAUACCGCCUCCUCAUGCUGCUGCCAGGCCCCUAAUCUGCCAUGGGCCCUUGUACCGCCUCCUCAUGCUGCUGCCAGGCCCCAAAUCUGCCAUGGGCCCCCGUACCGCCUGGUCACGCUGCUGCUGGGUCCACAGUGUGACCUGGGUCCCUGUACCGCCUCCCAUUGCUCCCACUCUUGCCAUGUGCCACUUUGAGGUCUCCUCACACUCCUGCGGUUUUCCCAUUUUGUCAUAGGUUGCUGGCAGAUUACAGGCCUCCCAUAGGUGCUGCCAUGGCCCCAAAUCUGCCAUGGGCCCCCGUACCGCCUGGUCACGCUGCUGCUGGGUCCACAGUGUGACAUGGAUCUGUCCCUGUAACCGCCUUCCAUUGCUCCCACUCUGCCAUGUGCCACUUUCAGGUCUACUCACACUCCUGCUGGUUUCCAUUUUGUCAUAGGUUGCUGUAUGGCCUCCCAUUGCUGCUGCCUCCACCGCCA